AUGAAAAGGAGAGUCGGGGUCGAUAUAAGAAUGAUUGUUUCGGAUUCCUUUGAUGGUCCAUUUUCCACUAGUGCCACAAAACAACACCGUGUUUGUGUUUGUGUUUGUUGUCAGACCAAACUAGUGAAAAGAUUUAUGGCAAGGAAAGAGAGUGAUGUUUUUAGGGAUCUUUCUUCUUCUUCCGACAACCGAGAGCUCAACAAGAACUCUAAUCCUUUCAACUACAUACUUCAAGAAGCUCGUGUUGAAACAGUGAAAGAGGGAAAACAUUAUGUUAUUCCUGUACCUCCGUCAGAUAUGGUUCAAAAUCUUAAAGGCAAUGAAUCCUUCAGAGCCCAUAAGUCGAUUCUUGCAGCUCGAUCUCCCAUAUUUAGAGCUAUGUUUUUUGGAUUAGUUGGUAAUCCAAACAUGGAAACAGUAGCCAUUGAUGAGUUUGAUCCCUUUUCCUUUAAGGCCAUGUUGUUAUUUUUAUACUCAGAUGAACUUCCCGAGGUACCUGAACUUUCUGACUCAGAUUCACUUUGCACUUCAACGACAAUCCUGCAACAUAUGUUAGCUGCAGCAGAUCGCUUUCGUCUUGCUCGUUUAAGAGUCAUGUAUGAGGCAAAAUUAUGUGAAGAAAUAAAUUCAAAUACGGUGGCGACCACUCUGGCCCUAGCAGAACAACACCAAUGUCUGCAACUGAAAACUGCGUGUCUAGACUUCGCAGCUAAACCCAAAAAUUUGGGAGAGGUUACAAAAUCUGAUGGGUUUUCAUAUUUGGAGAAGUGUUGUCCCUCCCUAUUGAUUGAUCUGCUGAAGACUAGUGCAGCGGUAGAUAAAAGUGUAGUCUAUUACUUUGCAGGAAAGGACUGUGGUCUUCCUAAAGAUUUUUAUGUAAAGUCGAAGGGGUUAAGUGGACAUCCUAUUCAAGUAUCUAGUGGUCAAUUUGCUGCAUUGGAGGGUGAAUUAGAGAGGAAAGGACUUCUGUUUGAUUUAUGA
This is a messenger RNA of Papaver somniferum (opium poppy), 981 nucleotides long. Its product is annotated as BTB/POZ and MATH domain-containing protein 3-like. Gene Ontology annotation, biological process: protein ubiquitination. Lineage: Eukaryota; Viridiplantae; Streptophyta; Magnoliopsida; Ranunculales; Papaveraceae. The coding region runs from base 1 to 981 and encodes 326 amino acids. The transcript is spliced from 7 exons. Gene Ontology annotation, molecular function: protein binding. The record is from RefSeq and is a predicted model, not a curated record.